Staurois parvus is the source of this 2097-nucleotide messenger RNA. Lineage: Eukaryota; Metazoa; Chordata; Amphibia; Anura; Ranidae. The record is from the annotation of a GenBank genome assembly.
AUGUUUUUUUUUCCUUUUAGGCUCUUCCAACUCUUUUUUCCUUUAUUAUGGCUGCUAUGCAAAGGUGAGGUCAUUUUAUUAAGAGAAACGUAUGGUGAAAUCCGAACACCCAAUUUUCCAGAUUUGUAUCCAAGUGAUUCAGAGGUGACGUGGAAUAUAACUGUGCCUGAGGGAUUCAGAAUCAGGCUGUACUUCAUUCACUUUGACCUGGAACCAUCUUACCUCUGUGAAUAUGACUAUGCUAAGGUAGAGACUGAUGAACAAGUGUUGGCAACUUUCUGUGGAAAGGAAAGCACUGACACAGAACAAGCUCCAGGGAAGCAAGUAAUCACAUCUCCUGGAAACUUUCUCAGCCUUACUUUUAGGUCUGAUUUCUCCAAUGAAGAACGUUACACCGGCUUUGAUGCUCACUAUAGUGCAGUUGAUGUAGAUGAGUGUGCAGAGGGAAAUGAUGAAGACAUGGUAUGUGACCAUCACUGCCACAAUUAUAUUGGUGGAUUCUACUGUUCAUGCAGAUUUGGCUAUCUUCUCCACUCAGAUAACAGGACAUGCAAAGUGGAAUGCAGUGAUAAUCUGUACACACAAAGGAGUGGAACAAUAUCAAGUGCAGAUUAUCCUAAUUCGUACCCCAAGAGCUCUGAUUGUCUGUAUAGAAUUGAGCUAGAGGAAGGAUUUGUGGUCAAUCUUCAAUUUGAUGAUAGUUUUGAUAUUGAAGACCACCCAGAAGUGUCUUGUCCUUAUGACUACCUAAAGAUCAAAGCUGGAAAAAAAGAAUUUGGUCCAAUUUGUGGAGAUAAAUCACCAGGAAGAAUAGAAACUGGGAGUAACAGUGUUCAGAUCUUGUUUCACAGUGAUGGUUCUGGGGAAAAUGGAGGAUGGAAGUUAUCUUACACAGUCACAGGUGUUGCAUGCCCUGAACUUCAGGAACCCGUGAAUGGGAAGAUUGAACCUUCUCAAACAAAGUACACUUUUAAAGACCAAGCUGUGAUUACAUGUAAUCCUGGAUAUCAGGUUCUAAGGGACAAUGUUGAGAUGGAGAGUUUCCAGAUUGAGUGCAGGAAAGAUGGAACAUGGAGUAACCAGGUCCCAAGAUGCCAAAUUGUUGACUGCAAGUUGCCAAAAGAACUUGAAAAUGGAUUUAUGACCUUCACUACAUCAGAAAAUACUACCACAUACCAAUCAAGUGUUACAUAUUCCUGCAGAGAACCAUACUACACAAUGACCCCAAACAUUACUGACAUUGAGGAAAUAGCACCAUGUGCCAUGGAUAAAAGAAAAAUUAUGCUAAUUCUGUUGGUUUUUUUUUUUGUAGUAUGUGGGGAGCCACAAUUUUCCAGGUCAAUGCUGGCAAGAAUUGCUCGAGGAAAUACAGCCAAGAGAGGCAUUUCUCCCUGGAUAGCCAUGUUUUCCAGGAAUCGCCAUCCCUUUUGUGGUGGCUCUCUAAUUGGUAACAAAUGGGUUAUUACUGCUGCCCACUGCCUGCACCAUGAAGUAACCCCAGAAGAGACAAGCCUUACUUUAAACACACUUUCAUCAUUUAACAUCACACUAGGGAAACAUAAGACCUCAAAAAAGGAUGACUCAGAGCAAGUAUUUCAGGCCACAAACUUAUUUCUCCACCCAAUGUACAAUGCCAGCACCUUUCAAAAUGACAUUGCCCUGGUGGAGCUAUCAGAACAAGCUUUUCUCAAUGACUAUGUGAUGCCUAUUUGCAUUCCAGAAGAAGAAGUGCACCCAGAGGAUUUUGUAGUUAUCAGUGGAUGGGGAAAACAAUUCUUAAAAAGACUGCCAGAAGCACUCAUGGAGAUAGAAAUUCCUGUUGUAGACCAUGAAGUGUGCAAGUCUGGGUAUUUAAAGAUUGGAAGGGUGCUAACUGACGAUAUGCUUUGCGCAGGACUGAGAGAAGGAGGGAAGGAUGCCUGCUCUGGUGACUCCGGUGGUCCAAUGGUCACCUUCAGUCAACACAAAAAUAACUGGUAUCUGGCAGGAACAGUGUCCUGGGGAGUUGGCUGUGGAGAUAGUGACAGAUAUGGUGUAUAUUCAAAUGUCUAUAAAAAUGUAGACUGGAUAAAAGCAACAAGUGGAGUGAACUAUUAA